GUACACACCACUUCACUAUCAACUUCGCCAAACCUCCUUAAUGCUCAGCGCCAGUCGCGUGCUCUGGAUGCACAGCUGCAGCGCCGGCGACGGCUUCUUGAGCGCCAACACGUCGCGCAUCGUCAACUAACUCGCACCUCUUCAAGCAGUAUCAUGUCACUCAAGCGAGGGGAAAACUUCCGUAGUACCAAAUGUAGGUGUGAAAGGUUUCAAUUUACGGUGUGUUGGUUAGUGACCGUGCUCAAAGCUCAAAGCACACCGAUCGAGGGCUGCCUGUCGCUCAACUCGAUCCACCCGGUCGCCAUGCAGGACGGCGGCGAGCUGCACCCGGCGCAGGUGCUCAAGAGCGGGCACGACGUGGGCUCGAGCCACUACGCGGGCGGCGUGCCGCCCCACAAGCGCAUGCGCAAGCCCAUCGUGCGCAAGAGUGUGGACCCGAACGCCACCUUCAUCAACUACGUGACGCAGCGCCGCUUCGUGCUGGCGCGCAGCGUGCGGUCGCACGCGCUGCCGCCGCACUCGUUCUACAAGAAGCAGAUGCUGCCGCCCAUGGCCUACGCCGGGGACGACGACCUGGCCUCGUGCGUGUGCACCAAGUUCUGCCGCUGCUCGACCAACAAGCAGCGCUGCCCCGUCAACUGCCUCACGUGGACGCCCGAGGGCCGCCGCCUCAUCACGGGCAAUUCGGUGGGCGAGUUCACCCUUUGGAACGGCCUGGCCUUCAACUUCGAGACCAUCCUGCAGGCCCACGACGACGCUGUGCGCGCCAUGGUGUGGUCGCACAACGACAACUGGCUGGUCACGGCCGACCACGGCGGCGUCAUCAAGUAUUGGCAGUCUAGCAUGACCAACGUGCAGCUGCUGCAGGGACACAGGGAGGCGGUGCGCUCGCUCAGCUUCUCGCCCACGGACUUCAAGUUCGUGUCGUGCUCGGACGACGCGACCGUCAAGAUCUGGGACUUUGAGAGCGGACGCGAGGAGCGCGUGCUCACAGGACACGGCUGGGACGUCAAGUGCGUGGCCUACCACCCGCAAAAGUGUCUGCUUGCCAGUGGCAGUAAGGAUAACCUGGUGAAGAUCUGGGACCCCAAGUCGGGCAAUAGUCUCAACACGCUGCACGGACACAAGAACACCGUCUUCAAGGUCGCCUGGAACUCGAACGGCAACUGGCUGCUCACGGCCAGUCGCGACCAGCUCAUCAAGAUCUACGACAUCCGGAUGCUCAAGGAGUUUGCCACGCUCAAGGGCCAUGCUCGUGAGGUUACAUCUAUUGCGUGGCACCCGUGGUAUGAGCGUCUCUUUGUCAGUGGCUCGUACGACGGAUCGCUCAUGUACUGGGAAGUUGGGUACGUCUGUCUCCCUGUGCUGCUUCACAUCGGGUGCUGCGCUUUCAGCUACUAACGGCAGUUCUUGUUGUAUGGUUCACAGUAAGGAGAACGCGCUGGCGUCCAUUCCUCAGGCACACGACACGGCGGUGUGGGAUAUUCAGUGGCACCCGGUUGGCCACGUCGUCGCGACUGGAAGGUAUGUCCGCUUCUCAUUUCGGCAUGAAUGUUCAUGAGGUUCAGCGCAACUAAUGUGUUUUUAUUAUUUGGUUACAGUAAUGAUCACAGUACGAAGUUCUGGUGUCGCAACCGUCCGGGAGACCCGAUGGAUGACAAGUACAAUGGCGGCCAGACCGUGCUCAACGAGCACGAAGCUGGAGAAGGAAUGGCGCAUAUGCGAGGAGGCCUGAACAACGCAGAAGUGCUACCUGGCAUGGCGGACGGUGCCAGCAGCCUCCGCUCCAGUGCCAUCAAUGUUGCGAACUUCCAGACAUUCAACAAGUCAGCUGACAACCGCGCAAAUGGUGGUCGUCGCCCGCCGCCCGAGUCAUACACGUGCAACCGCUGCGGGACCAAGGGCCACUGGAUCGAGGACUGCCCCACGAAGGACCAGCACAACCCGAACGGCCAGAUGCAGCGCAAGAUUCCGCCUGAAGGCUACUUGUGCAAGCGCUGCAACGUUCCUGGUCAUUACAUCUCGGACUGCACAGAGCCUAAGGUGCCGCCGCCGUCGUACACGUGCCACAAGUGCCGCCAGAAGGGUCACUGGAAGCAGGACUGUCCGAUGGACGGCAACGGCGCGAUCAGCGCGCUGCUCAGCCAGAUCCGUCCUCCCGGUGGAGCGGGUUCCGGUGGCGUUCCGCCUCCGCCGCCCUCCGCUCGAGGGUUCCCGCCACGGGGCAUGAUGCCGCCGCCUCCGCCUGCUGCAGGAGCAGGGGCCGGAUUGCUGGUGCCGCCGCCACCCCCGCCUCAUAUUCUUGCUGGAAUGAAGCGCGCUCGCGAAGAUGACGGCGGCAAUGGUGUGGGUAUGCCUCCGCCGCCUAUAAACGGCUGGCCGCCCAUGGCAGGAGCCUCGGCCCGUCCAGGGCCACCUCCAGGUCCGCCCGGAGGCGCAAUGCCGCCGCCGCCCGGGCUAUUGGGUCCGCUGGGCCAGCCCGACCUGAAGAAGCUGAGCCGCGACCCGAGGCGGAGGUAGAUGCGCUCCAAUCGUCGAACAGCGGAACCCGAUCGAUCGUCACCGAGACGGUUGGACACCUACGGGAGGAAGAGCCUAGUGACAGUAGUAGCAGCAUUGCCCGACAAUCAAUAACGUUAGUGAAAUGCAAGCGGAACCAUGGCCCAUGUCAAACGUGCGGCGAUCUGAUCGCCUGCUGCCGAGUGAUGUGAUGAUGAUGCCGGCAGGUUUGUUUGCGCGGCACUUGAAGUUCGGUUCAACUUGACCCCCCGAGCUCGUUUCGGAUGUGAAAAAUCCAUGCGUCUAACAACGACGCCACCCCAAGCAGCCCCCAAGCAUUGCAGGAGGAGC
Molecule: messenger RNA, 2850 nt
Organism: Phytophthora sojae
Lineage: Eukaryota; Oomycota; Peronosporomycetes; Peronosporales; Peronosporaceae
Exons: 1
Coding region: 304-1401 (365 amino acids)
Cellular component (GO): mRNA cleavage and polyadenylation specificity factor complex
Molecular function (GO): protein binding
Source: RefSeq, a predicted model, not a curated record